AUGGCUGCUCUCGGCGAUGACCUGCUUCGCAUCGUCAACCAGCUGCAGGACUUGGUCUUCAACACCAUCGGCACUGACAGCUUGGACCUACCCCAGAUUGUCGUCGUCGGCUCGCAGUCCGCCGGCAAGUCCUCCGUGCUCGAGAACAUCGUCGGCCGCGACUUUCUGCCCCGCGGCAGCGGCAUCGUCACCCGUCGCCCGCUGAUCCUCCAGCUGAUCAACGUCGAGGAGGACGAGGCCGAGCCCGACCUCCAGUCCGCCUACAACAACCCCAACCAGGCCAGGCGCUCCGAGUGGGCCGAGUUCCAUCACAUUCCCGGCCGCAAGUUCACCGACUUCGGCGAUGUCAAGCGCGAGAUCGAGAACGAGACGGCCCGCGUCGCCGGCAGCAACAAGGGCAUCAACAGGCAGCCCAUCAACCUCAAGAUCUACUCCCCCCACGUCUUGAACCUGACCUUGGUCGAUCUGCCCGGCCUGACCAAGGUCCCCAUCGGCGACCAGCCCCCCGACAUUGAGAAGCAGACCCGCACCUUGAUCUCCGAGUUCAUUGCCAAGCCCAACAGCAUCAUCCUGGCCGUCUCCCCGGCCAACGUCGACAUUGUCAACUCCGAGGCUCUCAAGCUUGCCAGGCAUGUCGACCCCCUCGGCCGGAGGACCGUCGGCGUCCUCACCAAGGUCGAUCUGAUGGACCACGGUACCAACGCCCUGGACAUCCUGUCGGGCCGCGUCUACCCUCUCAAGCUCGGCUUUAUUGGCGUCGUCAACCGGUCGCAGCAGGACAUCCAGGGCAACAAGCCCAUGGAGGAUGCCCUCAAGGCAGAGAACGAGUUCUUCAAGCACCACCCCGCCUACCGAAACAUCGCGACUCGCUGCGGCACGCAGUUCUUGGCCAAGACCUUGAACCAGACCCUCAUGACCCACAUUCGGGAACGUCUGCCCGAUAUCAAGGCUCGCCUGAACACCUUGAUGGGGCAGACGCAACAGGAGCUGGCGAGCUACGGCGACAUGCACUUCAGUGGCAAGGAGCACCGCGGCUCCAUGAUUCUACAGCUCAUGACCAAGUUUGCAUCCUCCUUCAUAUCCUCCAUUGACGGUACAUCUACCGAGAUCUCCACCAAGGAGCUGUCGGGAGGUGCCCGCAUCUACUACAUCUUCAACUCGGUCUUUGGCAGUUCGCUCGAGUCCAUAGAUCCUACGUCGAACCUCUCGGCCUUGGACAUCAGGACCGCCAUCCGGAACUCGACCGGUCCUCGCCCCAGCCUGUUCGUCCCCGAAAUGGCCUUCGACCUGCUGGUCAAGCCACAGAUCAAGCUUCUAGAGAUUCCCAGCCAGCGCUGUGUGGAGCUCGUCUACGAGGAGCUGAUCAAGAUCUGUCAUACAUGCGGCUCGACCGAGCUGUCUCGUUUCCCUAGAUUACAGGCCAAGCUCAUCGAGGUGGUUUCAGAUCUGCUUCGCGAGAGAUUAGGACCGGCAUCAAACUACGUCGAGUCCCUGAUCUCCAUUCAGCGCGCCUACAUCAACACCAACCACCCGAACUUCCUCGGCGCCGCCGCCGCCAUGAGUCACGUUGUGACCAACAAGCAGGACCGGGAGAGGAAGAGGCUCAUUGAGGAGGAGAGGGCGCGGCGGGAGAAACGGCGCCUCAAGGAACUCGGCCCGAACGGCACGGAGACCCCUGAAGACGACGAGGAUGCAGCAACGGAGAAGGGGGAAGUUUCCAACUCUCGGAAGCAGGUUGCAAAGGGCACACGUAGUAUGUCACCAGCUGUCCGGGAGAACGGCACUAGCAGCUUGGCCGCGGCCGUCAACGGAGCGAGGUCUGGAUCCCCAGCGAGGUUGAAUCCUCAGUCGCUCGGUGGCGGCGCGCGUGACACCUUCUUGAACUACUUCUUUGGAAAAGAUGGGGCGCCACACCAAGGGGGUGGCGCCGGCACGCCUGGGGGCCUGCCUCGCCAUGUCAGUCAGUCGCAGGAACCAACCUUCAGCCAAAGCAUACGCCGAGGCGAAGACAGGGUUACACACCGGCCCGCCCUUUCCCAGUCCCUAUUCCGAGAGGAGGAGAGCCCGAGGACGACGGAGUUUGGCUUUGGCGCAAUGGGUAACAACACUGAGCCAGCCUUGACCGAGCGCGAGGCCAUGGAAACGGAGCUUAUCCGGGCCCUCAUCUCAUCCUAUUUCAAUAUCGUACGGGAGUCCAUCGCCGACCAGGUCCCCAAGGCCAUCAUGCAUCUUCUCGUCAACCACAGCAAGGAUGUAGUGCAGAACCGCCUGGUCAGUUCGCUCUACAAGGAGGGUCUCUUCGAGGAGCUGCUGUACGAGGACGACGGAGUUAAGAAAGAACGCGAAAAGUGCGAGAAGCUGCUCCAGACCUAUCGCGAGGCCGCCCAGAUCAUUGGCGAAGUGUUAUAA
Neoarthrinium moseri is the source of this 2409-nucleotide messenger RNA. RefSeq lists its product as uncharacterized. The transcript is spliced from 3 exons. The coding region runs from base 1 to 2409 and encodes 802 amino acids. Gene Ontology annotation, biological process: mitochondrial fission; peroxisome fission. NCBI's taxonomy places the organism in Eukaryota, Fungi, Ascomycota, Sordariomycetes, Amphisphaeriales, Apiosporaceae. The record is from RefSeq and is a predicted model, not a curated record. Gene Ontology annotation, cellular component: peroxisome; microtubule; cytoplasm. Gene Ontology annotation, molecular function: GTP binding; GTPase activity; microtubule binding.